CAAAAUUCGCCCAUCAAUAAUUGGCUGAAAUUGAUCACGUGACAGGGACACCGAAGAGGAAGUGUUAGAGCCUGAGCGUGUGUAUUUGUUUACAGCCGCGAACUCUCCAUUCGAACCUCGGAACGCCUGCUCUGUGUGACCGAUAGUCUUUAUUUCACGGCAAGAUGUUUUACAUUAUUUGCGAGAGAUGCACAAAUAUUGAGUGCCUUGCGUAUCCUAUUUAUACGAUGCAUAGUAAUGGCAUUAGCACCUGCUAACAAGACAGGCUAAAAUUGAGCGUCGUUAUCUCGCAAAAACGAGGGUAACCCUCAUCUUACAUCGUCGAGAAACCAUUGACAGGGUGUUUAUCCGAUAAAUGCGUGGGGCAUUUUUAGGCAGCUACGACUGUUGUCUCUUUUUCAGGUAGCUGACACGUUUGCUCGUUAGCUAGCUGAUAAAGAAGCUAACAUGGACGUUACAGAAGACACUGUGACCUCCCAAAGCAUGUUCCUGAAGAGAUAAGGCAUGCACGAACAAUGGGCUUUCUUUAUGAGCCAGUUAUCAGCGUUUGUAAUCUAAGAUUUAAAGUACAUUUGUAGGAAGUAAGACGGGGAUACUGCCUGCACCUAUCCCCUGUUCCCAGAGAUAGAAUGAUAGAAACUCGACGAAGACUGAGUGCAGUAUGGCAUUGACUGAGGUUUAUUGGGAUGGACAUUUACCCCUACCAAAGCUUGCCCCAGUCCAGGCCAAAGUCACUGUCACCCUGGUGGCCCUCCUGUGCUUUAUCAACAGUUAUGAUGGAGAGUUUGUGUUUGAUGAUUCUGAAGCAAUUAUCAACAACAAGGACCUGAAACCAACAACGCCCCUGAACAACAUCUGGCGAAAUGAUUUCUGGGGAAGCAAUUUGAGUAGCAACUCUAGUCAUAAGUCUUACCGACCGCUCACUGUCCUUACGUUUAGGUUAAACUACCUCAUAGCCGGAGGCCUGCACCCCAUUGGCUUCCAUGUACUUAACAUCAUCCUCCAUGCUGUCAUAUCUGCCCUCAUGAUUGACAUAUUUGCUGUUCUGAUCGGGGGACUGGCUUAUGAUGAUAAGGGUCGGACACUGAACCUUGCUCCCAAGACCUCUUUGCUUGCUGCCAUCUUCUUCGCGGCGCACCCGGUUCACACGGAGAGUGUUGCUGGCAUAGUGGGCCGAGCUGACCUUCUAUGCGCUCUGUUCUUCCAGCUGUCUUUUCUGACUUACUGCAAAGCCUUUAACAAAGGGACUGAACGAGAUGACAGGUUUUCUGUCCAGUGGAUUGUGGUCAGCCUCUUGCUGUGUGCUGCAGCAAUGCUCUGUAAAGAACAAGGCAUCACCGUCUUGGGUGUCAACAUAGCCUUUGACGUCCUCCUCAUCUGCAAUCUUAAUGUGUAUGAACUCAGCCAAAGGCUACUGUUUAGAAAGAAACCACUUGACCUAAGUGAGAUGUUGCGAAUCGGAUUGCUGGCAAGAUUGGCGCUUAUGGGCCUCGGAGGGCUCUUGAUGCUCUAUGCACGCUGGAGAAUCAUGGGCACAGGACCACCAGCAUUCACGGAAGUAGACAACCCCGCCUCCUUUGAGGAAAAUAUAUUUAUUAGGAUUGUGAACUAUAAUUACUACUACUCUCUUAAUGCCUGGCUGCUGCUGUGUCCCUGGUGGCUGUGUUUCGAUUGGUCUAUGGGCUGUGUGCCUCUCAUUAAGUCAGCCACUGAUUGGAGGAUGGUGUGGCUGCUGCUGCUCUGGUGCGUCCUGAUAGGCUUGAUAAGCCAAGCCUUAUGUUCACGGGACAGCCAGAGGAGGAGGACACUGACUCUGGGCCUGGUGCUGCUGGUGGUCCCUUUUUUGCCCGCGUGCAACUUAUUUUUCCGGGUGGGCUUUGUCGUUGCCGAGAGGGUGCUCUACCUGUCCUCCGCCGGCUACUGCCUGCUUCUGGCCCACGCCGUCGCGCUCUGCUGCUGGCGCUGGAACAAACACAGGAGGUUGCUGUGUGUCAUGGUGCUUACCCUCCUAUGCAUGUACGUGGUUCGCUGUGCCCUACGCAGCCACCAGUGGCGGUCAGAAAAAAGCCUGUUCACCAGCGCCCUGGCUGUCUGUCCACUCAAUGCCAAGGUACAUUACAAUGUGGGGAAGAACCUGGCCGACAGAGGGAACACUACUGCUGCUGUCGGAUAUUACAGAGAGGCAGUCAGGCUACAUCCAACCUACGUCCAUGCUAUGAACAACCUGGGGAACAUCCUGAAGGAGAAGAAUGAACUGAUUGAGGCAGAGACGUUGCUGUCCAAAGCCGUUUCCAUUCAACCUGACUUUGCUGCGGCUUGGAUGAACCUCGGUAUCGUUCAGAACAGCCUCCAGAAGUUUGAGGAGGCAGAGCAGAGUUAUUGGAACGCCAUCCGCUUCCGACGAAAAUACCCAGACUGUUACUACAAUCUGGGACGCCUGUACGCUGACCAGAGCAGACACUUGGAAGCCCUGAAUGCAUGGAGAAAUGCAACUGUGCUAAAACCUGAUCACAGCCUGGCUUGGAAUAAUAUGAUCAUUCUCCUGGACAACACAGGUAACCUGGGUCAAGCAGAGCUGAUUGGCCGAGAGGCUCUGAGGGUCCUUCCCAAUGACCAUACCAUUAUGUUUUCGCUGGCAAACGUCCUGGGGAAAUUACAAAAAUACAAGGAGUCAGAGGGCUUCUUUCUUCACGCUCUUCGGAUCAACCCAAAUGCUGCUAGUUGCCAUGGCAAUUUAGCUGUGCUGUAUCAUCGCUGGGGGAAGCUGGAGCUGGCAAAGAAACACUAUGAGCUGUCUCUAAAGUUGGACCCCGAGGCUCCCGGGACCAGAGACAACUACAACAUGCUGCGACGCAAACUGGACCAGCUUAAGCGCAACACACCCUGAGGGAAACAUACUCGGACCCCUGCUUGCUAUAGAAAAAUUGUUUCCAUUGUUCCAUUUUGUAUAAUUUUAUCUCACCGAUACUGGCUUUACAACACUUUGAAAUAAAACAUUUUAAAAAACACACACACGAUUUGUCAGACUCGGAUUCUGUUCUUUCGUACAAAUCAAUGAGAGAAACAAAGGUUAAAUAAAAACACAUGUUACA
This is a messenger RNA of Menidia menidia (Atlantic silverside), 3092 nucleotides long. NCBI's taxonomy places the organism in Eukaryota, Metazoa, Chordata, Actinopteri, Atheriniformes, Atherinopsidae. The record is from the annotation of a GenBank genome assembly.